AUGAUGCAGGAUGAAACUCCGCGAUACAUGGCCUCCACCAGCUCCUGGCAGCAGCGUGCGCGAAGUCCAACAGGCGGCCAGCGGCAAGCCGAGCGAAGCAGGCGGCGACAGUUCUCCUCUGGGCAGCUUGAAGUACUGCCAAAGGAGGGAGAGACACAGGAGCACAGGGGCAGUCCAUCUCUCGAGGAGCUCCAAAGAAUUCAGAAGACCUUGGCUGCGCGGCUAAUCAAGCUGGACGAGGGUCUCCGUGAACGAGAUUCGCAACUUGCAGAGCUGCGAGCCAGGUACCAGGAAGUGCAGAAAACGAACGAGGAGUGGCGCAGCCGUGCCUGCAACGCUGAGGAGGACACCGCGCCCUUUUCUGUGCUCUGCAGUGCAGCUGGGGCAUAUUGUAGAUAG
Symbiodinium necroappetens is the source of this 399-nucleotide messenger RNA. The record is from the annotation of a GenBank genome assembly. NCBI's taxonomy places the organism in Eukaryota, Dinophyceae, Suessiales, Symbiodiniaceae.